CAAACACUUCCUAAAAAUAUAUAAAAUAAAGGAAAAUCGUUUGAGAACAUAGAUUUAUUACAUAUAGACGAGGGUACUUACUACUUAUCAAAAAAUAUAUUACUAGUUGCCAAAAUGGUUCAUGCGUUACCUUCUGUUUUGGUAUUCCUUUGCUUAGUGGCUGGAGGAUUUGCCACCAGGGCUUGCUACCAAUGCAAUUCUUACACCGACCGUGACCACACAGCCUGUGUGGAUCCCAUGAGUCCAUAUCCUUAUGUGAACUACACCUUUUGUCCAGACACUUACCUUUGUACUCGUGUAUCAUAUAUUACUCAAAAACAAUAUGUGGUGUCAAGAGGAUGUGACCCAGCAGGCAAUACUUGCAACAACAUUUACCAGACCUUAUACGCUUACUAUCCAGACAUUUCCAGUUUUAAUUGUUAUACAUGCUCUGCCAACUACUGCAACGGUGCCUCUGGUUUAAAAUACACAACCGAAGAAAUGGAGGUCAGCGAAAACGAUAUCAGACAACCAGCAAAUUUAAAAAGGAGCGUUGAAAGGAUACAAGUCCCGGUUCUUACUGUGAAUGACGAAGAAGAAUAGAUCUUAAUUUGAAAUUUUGUUAAGUUAAAAGAGGUUUUAUUUUCAAUAAAUAUUACUAACUAA
This is a messenger RNA of Anthonomus grandis grandis, 645 nucleotides long. RefSeq lists its product as uncharacterized. NCBI's taxonomy places the organism in Eukaryota, Metazoa, Arthropoda, Insecta, Coleoptera, Curculionidae. Bases 115 to 582 code for a protein of 155 amino acids. The record is from RefSeq and is a predicted model, not a curated record. The transcript is spliced from 3 exons.